CGGGCCUACCACCAUAACAUAUGAUGUACUCCGUACCUUAGGCAUUAUCCCCACACUAGUCCCUAAGUCAGCGCAUUGGCGCUUUUAGGGCAGUGGAAACUAAUUUUCUCGUGACGUGGGUAUGCCGUCCUGCUAACUAGCAAUCGCAGUGGUCAGACCGUCUGACAUCCACACAGGGUUGAACUGAGUUCUCGGCUUCAUCCACUUGGAGCCUUGGAACCCCGAGGCCAUGGAGCCUAGCCUUUCUCAUGAAGGGAAAACCAUGCAUGCAUCGCCAUAAACGGGGGAAUUUUGACGAGAGGAGUCAAAUAUAAAUACCCCAGUCACGUCCCCCCGACAGAAAGAAUUCCAGAAUUGAAAUCCAGGUCGCUACCUAUAGCUACUCCAAGAGACCUGACGAGAUGCAUAUCAAGCCAUUCAUCCUUCCUGCCCUUGCGGCAGUUGCGCAAGCUGCCAGCUAUUCUGGAGACCUUCGGCCUCAAACCCACUUCUCUCCACCUUCCGGUUUCAUGAACGAUCCAAACGGUCUCUUCUAUGAUAGCAAGAGGGGUGUGUAUCACUUAUACUAUCAGUAUAAUCCUACAGCGACAGUUGCUGGGAAUCAGCACUGGGGUCAUGCCACCAGCCCUGAUCUAUACCAUUGGACGAAUCAACCUAUCGCCCUCGCUGGGGAUAAGCCUGAGGAAUAUAUCUUUUCAGGCUCUGCUGUGGUGGACAGCAACAACACCUCGGGAUUCUUUCCCGAUCAGGACGAUGGUGUCAUUGCCAUCUACACAGUAGAUACCCCGACACUGGAAACACAGCACAUUGCUUAUUCUCGCGACGGUGGAUACACUUUCACCAAGUAUGAGAACAACCCGGUCAUCGACAUUGGCUCGAAGCAGUUCCGUGACCCGCAAGUGGUGUGGCAUCCCGAGACCCAGCAAUGGGUGAUGAGUAUUGCCUAUGCGCAGGAUUUGGUCAUUGGAUUUUAUACAUCGCCCAACCUCAGAGACUGGACGCAUGCGUCGAACUUCACUCAGAAGGGGCUGCCGGGCGACCAAUUCGAAUGUCCCAACUUGGUCAAAUUUUCGGUGGAUCGCGCUGUGUCCGAAGAGACUAGCAAGUUCGUGCUUUUUAUUUCUGUGAAUCCUGGCGCUCCUCUGGGGGGUUCGGGAACGUUUUAUGUGGUCGGCGAUUUCAAUGGCACCCAUUUUACCUCUGAAGUUCCCCAGGAGACACUUUUUGAUUUCUCCAAGGAUAAUUACGCGGCUCAGUGGUAUUCUGGUAUUCCUGAGAAUGAGCCUCCAGUCUCCAUCGGAUGGGCUAGCAACUGGGACUACACCAACGAAGUUCCCACUGGCCCGCUCGAAGGCUGGAGGAGCGCCACGACUUUACCUAGAGCACACACCUUAACUAAGGUCAACGGAGCCUGGACUGUGACUCACAGCCCGUUUGAGGGCCUUUCUGCUCUUAAGGGCAGACAGCUUGUGAGCAAGAGCCUCCACUCUGGGGACGUAAAAGCGAACUUCUCUGGGGUCCCAUCGAACGCAGUAUAUUUCGACGUGACGCUAAAGGGCAUCGAUGUUGCCAAGCCUACUGGACGCGUGAACUUUAACUUCACCUCUUCUGCAUCGGGCGAAUUCCUCGACGGAGGGGUGAUCCUGGAUGAUGGUUCCUUCUGGAUCAACAGAGCUGGAACCCAUCUUUUCACGAUCGAAGAUAAUGGAAAUUACACAUCCUCUUCCACAACCACUAUCUCGUCCUUUGGCAACGGCACAUUCAGCUUCUCGGGCGUUAUUGACCGCUCUGUGUUUGAAGUCUUCCUUGGUCAGGACGGGAUCCAAAGUGGAACCAUGACUUUCUUCCCAAGCUCCCCACUCGAUACCUUGGCUGUUUCCGCAGAGGGUCUCAGUGAUCGAGCUAGCGUUAGUGUUAAGGCUUGGGGUCUUCAGAGCGGCUGGAACUCAACGACAGCCAGUAAGAGGUUCCACGCCUGAGUCGGUUGACUCUUAGAGUGUCUCAAUUCGUGAUGCAUGAUUGUAAAGUUAUUGCAUGGAUCCCGUACACCGUAGUGUUAACAAUACUCAAUAUUCCGUACUUUUGGUGGAUAUCCGAUAUGGUCAAUUGAGGGGCACUCUGCAUUAGUUUGGGGUUGCUUCCUGC
This is a messenger RNA of Aspergillus caelatus, 2145 nucleotides long. RefSeq names its product glycosyl hydrolase. Gene Ontology annotation, molecular function: sucrose alpha-glucosidase activity. Bases 402 to 1979 code for a protein of 525 amino acids. The transcript is spliced from 3 exons. Gene Ontology annotation, cellular component: fungal-type vacuole. Lineage: Eukaryota; Fungi; Ascomycota; Eurotiomycetes; Eurotiales; Aspergillaceae. Gene Ontology annotation, biological process: sucrose catabolic process. The record is from RefSeq and is a predicted model, not a curated record.